Molecule: messenger RNA, 1865 nt
Organism: Labeo rohita (rohu)
Lineage: Eukaryota; Metazoa; Chordata; Actinopteri; Cypriniformes; Cyprinidae
Product: SLAM family member 9-like
Exons: 10
Coding region: 280-1314 (344 amino acids)
Source: RefSeq, a predicted model, not a curated record
GUUUGGUGAUGAUCAAAACUAAGUUAGUUCUAUCUCUGAGGACGUUUGCACUGGACCUGACGCAUUUUUUCUCCGAAACGGGAUUUUUUCAGAAAUUAUCAGGAAGUGGAUCUCAGUCAGUAUAAUGUUUGUCUCUAAAGUUUUCAAACUGUGCAUUUCGUCUGUUCAAAAAUCAGCUCUGAGCUGUGAGAGGACGACUGACAUUCGGAGCAGUUCAGCGUCACUUUCCAUCCUUUUCUUUUUAAUCAGAUUUUAUUCAGCCCCUUCUUAUUCGUCGAUAUGAAGAUAUUAAUUGUUUUAUUAUUACUACUACACAUACAUGGCAUGUCUGGUGCUGAGACAGAUGCAAUAGAAUCAGUAUCAGUGAUGGAGGGAGAUUCAGUGACUCUACAUGCUUUUGAAACACAAGCAGAAGAUCUGAAAGUGUGGAGCUUUGGACCUGACAAUACUGUCAUAGCUGUGAACUCUGAAGUUAAGAUAUUUAGGGACAGAUUUCUGGUGAACCAAUCAACUGCAUCUCUUACUAUCAAAAACAUCACAGCUAAUUUUUCUGGAAUAUAUAAAUUAACUGUGGUAAGGAAGAGCUCAUACAAGACAUAUAAUGUUAUUGUUUAUGCUCGUCUGCCUGUUCCUGUCAUCAGCAGUGACUCUUCACAAUGUUCAUCAUCAUCAUCACAGCAGAAUUGUUCACUGGUGUGUUCAGUGGUGAAUGUGAGUGAUGUGAGUCUCUCCUGGUACAAAGGAAACAGUUUAUUGUCCAGCAUCAGUGUGUCUGAUCUCAGCAUCAGUCUCUCUCUACCUCUGGAGGUGGAAUAUCAGGAUAAAAACACCUACAGCUGUGUGAUCAACAAUCCCAUCAGCAACCAGACUCAACAUCUGGACAUCAGCAAACUCUGUCAGUCAUGCCCAGCACAAGGACUGUCUGUAGGUGUUAUAGUGGGGAUGUGUGUUGGUCUCCCCCUGCUGGUAGCUGGGGGUGCUGUGGUUUACUUUUGCUACAAAAAACUUGCAGAAAAAACUGAUCUGCCUCCUGUGGAAGAAAAUGUUCCACUAAACAAUGGUCGAGAUCUUACGGAAGAAACUAAUAACCCAAAUAAUGAUCAGGAAAUGCCUUAUCAGGAGAGAGAUUUACAAGAUGGUCAAGAUCUUGGGAAAAAAGCUGAUAACCCAAAUAAUGAUCAGGAAAUAUCUGAUCAGGAGAGAUGUUUGCCAGAUGGUUUCAUUGAAUUAAAUCUGAUUGUUGCUGGAACAGUUCUUGGGGAAGAAGUUGAUAACCCAAAUAAUGGUAAGAUAUUGCAUUACUGUGUGCAUUAAAUCUCUGCGUGUUUGAGUACAAAUCAGAUUAACAAUUGCCUAAUCAAAUGUUAAUCUGAAAUGCCUAAUCAAGAAAGAUAUGUACCAAAUGGUAAGUUACAGUAAAACAGUUUUCUUUUUAUUUUCAUCGUCCAUUACAUGUAGUCAUAAUUAACAAUAUAUUUAUAACAAACUGGUCAGGAAAAACAUGAUUCACCUCAAGGUAAGAUAAUGAAAUAUUGUGGUACACCUUCCACUGCAAGCUGUGAGCAGCUUUACUAUACAUUGCUUGCAGUGUGCAUACACAAACAAAAUGUUAACAUUACAAAUAUUGUUGACACUUUUGUUACACUUUUGUUUGUUUGACAAGAUCUCAGUUUAUCAUUUAUACAUGUUUAAUUCCUGCCUCAAUUUUUUUUUUUUUUUCCCCCAGAUAUUCAACCAGAUAAAUUUAAGAAAAUAAAUGUGAACCAGGGACAAACUAUCACCCUAAAUACUGGUGUUACUGAGAUACAGAGCGAUGAUCAGCUAAUUGUGGAAAUAUGCUGAUUCCAGUGUAUCUGAAUCCACAA